Molecule: messenger RNA, 1194 nt
Organism: Ricinus communis (castor bean)
Lineage: Eukaryota; Viridiplantae; Streptophyta; Magnoliopsida; Malpighiales; Euphorbiaceae
Product: PRA1 family protein H
Exons: 4
Coding region: 86-793 (235 amino acids)
Biological process (GO): vesicle-mediated transport
Cellular component (GO): Golgi apparatus; endoplasmic reticulum
Source: RefSeq, a predicted model, not a curated record
GUGAUCUGUGGGUGAUGAUGAAACCAACAGAAACCAAGGACUGGACAUUACCAAAUCCCAAAGACACUCUGUUUUUUUUUUGUAAAUGGUAUUCUCAUCAAAUCCUCUUUCUUUAAGCGUUCCUGACCCUGCCUUCGAGUCAUGGCUUCGCGACUCCGGUUACCUUGAACUCCUCGACCACCGCUCUUCCUCUACCGCCGCCACCUCUACCCCAACGACCGCCAGCACCUCCAACUCCACCACAGCCACAGCCGCAACAAUAACAGGAGGCUUUUUUAUUUCUCUUUUUUCCCAUUUCAUAACCCUUAUUUCUCUCUUUACUCUAAACCCAUUAUCUAAACUCACCACUGAUGAUUUCUCGGGUCAAACCCCAUCUUGGACCCGCGUGUUUUUUGGGGAUUUUGGGUCCUACUCUUUUCCUUCUAAUGCUGAUCAGGCUAGGCUCAGAGUUCAUGAGAAUGUCAAGCGUUAUGCAAGAAAUUAUGCUUCUCUUUUUAUUCUCUUCUUUGCGUGUACACUGUAUCAAAUGCCUCUUGCUCUUAUUGGAUUGAUAUCAAGUUUGGCACUUUGGGAUGUUUUGAAGUUCUGUAGUGAUAGAUGGGGAUGGGAACAAUACCCUGUGAUUCGGCAAGUUUUGAUCCGCACUGCCCAAUGUGCAACUGCCGUUAUUCUCAUAUAUUUAAAUGUUCAAAUGGCUCUCUUCUGUGCGCUUUGUGUCAGUUAUGCAGUCAUGAUUUUACAUGCUGCUUUUCGGAAGUUGACACCUGCUAAGCAACAUCCUCGGCAAAGAUAAAAUAUGAAAGUUUUGAUAAAAUAAGAGAACUCUGGGGCUUCUUUGCUGCAAGUGAUUCACAGGUUUUGUCCACUCUGACAUCAAAGGUGUGCUCCUCUAAAUUAUGGCAGUGGAAAGUAAAGCACAGUACCUUCAAUACUGGGUCAAUCCAUUAUUUAGCUAAACAGGAGAGAAGGAAUAAGGUAGAAUUUAGCUAAAAAUGUAGCGAGUACAUCAUUGUAAGACAACUUUUAGGUCUUAUUGCACUCUUUUACUCCACCUAGACUGAAAUUCUGAUUCUGUGGAAUACAACAAGUUUGCAUGGUGGAGUUGCCUUUGCAGCUUUAAUUUCUGUUCCGCAUAGAUUGGGGUUUUGACUUUCAGUUUCAAGAAUCAUUGAAAGAACUUAUAACUUUGGCUCA